AUGCUCAGAGCGCAGGCUGGCUUCGGUCUCCUGAGGUCAUGUCUGGCUUCUCUGAAACCACGGCCCAAUCCCUCCGGCUGGCGUAGCUAUGCCUCGGAAGCACAACCCGAGGUCGUAGCGGAUGCCUUCGUCCGCACGACAGCACUUUUCAAAACAUACAAACCGGUCACCCCAGGUCUGCGGCAUCUGCGCCGACCCCUCAACGACCAUCUAUACGAAGGACGACCUGUCCGACUUCUGACCAUAGCUAAACGGAAAAAAGGUGGUCGAAACAACCGGGGUGUCAUCACUGUUCGACAUCGUGGAGGAGGACACAGACAGAGAAUACGGACGGUGGAUUUCAGGCGUGAGGCGCCCGGUAUACACGACGUUGUGCGAAUAGAGUAUGACCCAGGUCGGUCAGCGCAUAUUGCGCUCGUACGAAACCGGGAUCCCGAGGCGCAGGGGAUGAAGAAAUGGAGCUACAUUCUUGCGACUGAGGGAAUGAGGGCCGGUGACGAGGUCCAGAGCUUCCGACAAGGAAUACCAGAAGGAUUUGUUCCUGGCUUCGACGAGAUGCAGAAGGAAGAGAUGGAGCGGAAACUGAUAGAGACGGACGAGGGCGAAGAAGGUGAACAAGUGGAUAAUUCCGCGCAGUCACUCGCUAUUGGUAUUCUCCGUACCAUGACCCUCAAGCCUGGCAACGUUCUUCCCCUCCGACUCAUCCCCCCUGGCACAGUCAUCCACAACAUUUCACUUUCUCCGCAAGGUCCUGGUCUUCUGGUGCGUUCCGCCGGAUCGUUCGGACAGGUCAUCACACAUGAGGACUCUGGGAGGUACACCCAUGUACGCCUUCAAAGUGGUGAAGUGCGAAAGGUGUUACAGGAGUGUUGCGCAACGAUCGGCAAAGUAAGCAACCCGCUCUGGAAAAGUAGACAGCUGGGCAAGGCUGGUAGGGCGCGCUGGCUCGGACGCAGACCGUCUGUACGAGGUGUGGCUAUGAACGCCAAUGACCAUCCCCACGGUGGUGGUCGUGGCAAGUCCAAGUCGAAUAAACAUCCGGUAUCUAUUUGGGGAUGGGGAACGAAAGGAACGCGUACCAGGAAGCCAGGUCCCAAAGGUCCCAAGAACAGUAACAAAAUGGUUGUCAAAGAACGACCCCGAGGGAAAGAGAAGCGAAGCAACUAG
Messenger RNA from Pleurotus ostreatus (oyster mushroom), 1167 nucleotides. RefSeq lists its product as uncharacterized. NCBI's taxonomy places the organism in Eukaryota, Fungi, Basidiomycota, Agaricomycetes, Agaricales, Pleurotaceae. Gene Ontology annotation, molecular function: transferase activity; RNA binding; structural constituent of ribosome. Bases 1 to 1167 code for a protein of 388 amino acids. The transcript is spliced from 2 exons. Gene Ontology annotation, biological process: cytoplasmic translation. The record is from RefSeq and is a predicted model, not a curated record. Gene Ontology annotation, cellular component: large ribosomal subunit; ribosome.